Molecule: messenger RNA, 1176 nt
Organism: Parnassius mnemosyne (clouded apollo)
Lineage: Eukaryota; Metazoa; Arthropoda; Insecta; Lepidoptera; Papilionidae
Source: the annotation of a GenBank genome assembly
AUGCCUCGAAGAUUAUCAACUGAGGACUUGCGACGACUACUGGAAGAAAGUGACUAUGAAUUGAGUAACGAUGACACGGAUUCGAACGGCGGCGAUAGCGAUGUACAAGACGAGCUAGAUUCUGAUAUUUCGGAUCAAGAAUCGAGUAUUUUUGCAGAUGACGAUAUCGAUGAUCCGGAUUUUGAACCAGGUGAGAUUUCCCGCUCAAACAUUGUAACCGAUGAUAUUGGUAGUGAUUCACCAGCUGAUAAUUUAUCCGAUAUCGUCAUAAAUUCACCUCGGCCAGAAACGAGCAGAAGGCGGACUGCUGGUGAGAUUAUGCGGCUUACUCUGCAAGAAAUAAAUGAUAUAGAUAGAGAAAAUGGCUGGAGUCAGGACAUCUUACCACUGUCACGUCAACCUUAUAAUAACAGCCCAACUAUUUAUAUCCAAGGUGAACAAUCUGUUGUUUCCAUUUAUCGACGUAUAUUGACCGACGAAGUGUUAGAUCUUAUGGUCACUCAAACAAAUCUGUACGCUUCUCAACUGAAACAGAACGUCAAAAUAUCAAUUCAUAGUCGCAUGAAUCGGUGGACAGACAUUACACGCGAAAAAAUGUUCCAAUUUAUUGCCUUGUACAUGUUGAUGGGUAUUGUGAAAUUUCCGUCGAUUGAGUCGUGUUGGAAAUUAGACUCUAUUUACUACCAUCUAAUAUUUCACAAUGUAAACAUGUCGUAUAAUCGCUUCUCAUCAAUAUUACGUUGCUGGCACUUUGUUGAUAAUGAAGCUCCGAGGGAUCAAAACGAACGUCUGUACAAGAUAAAGCCACUUUUGAACCUUGUUAUCAACAACUGGAAGAACUUACUGACACCUAAUGAAUGUAUCGUCAUUGACGAGUCGAUGAUGCCAUUUAGAGGGCGGAUAUCUUUCCGUCAGUACAACCCAUCAAAAGCUCACAAAUACGGCUUGAAAAUCUAUAAACUUUGCACAGAAGAUGGUUUUGUCUGGAACUAUGGCAUUUACAUAGGUCGCGACCCCGAUAUCGCUGAUUUGGAUAAGCCGGGAAGUGUCGUAGUUCAGUUAUGUGAUGGUCUUCUAGAAGCUGGACGGAUAAUUGUGUGCGACAACUAUUACAAUAUCGUUGGAUUAGCAAAAUAUUUGCUGCAGCACUUAUGCUUUUUCUAUUACUUAAGCUGA